AUGAUACUAGAAGAACAAAAGCCCUUCACCACUGAAGAACUCUAUGAAUACCGUAAGGUCCUAGUAGACUGGAAAUGGCGAGGUCCUGAUGCCAUUUACUUUGUUCUAGGCUAACUAUGCAAGGGAACCCUAGAAAGAGAGGCGAUUGUGCAAAGCAAAAUAUAUAAGAGUGUCUAUAUCCUCAGGGAGUCUAUCAGGAAGGCUCCCUCAACUGAUAUGGCAUUAUAUAAUAAGGAUUAAAUCGCCACCAUUUUGUUAAAACUCAAGUCCAUUCAUAAUUAGAUCAAAGAAAUAAUUUCUAAGCCCCCUAAGCGAGAAAAUAAAAAGACCAUAUUUUCUGUUGCCAAAUAUACUGAUAACAUCCAAGGAACCUAAUCCAAUAUUCAACUGGGAGACUACUUGCCUCAAGACUAGAGGGAUAAGAUCAGAGCUAAAUUGUCUGAGUAUCUACAGAAAUAACUUUAAUAAAAAUAAUAAUAGGAUCUUUUUUAGGAGGAAAAUUUAGUGGACAAGUGCAAUAAGUUAGCUGAUGCUCUUGAAAACAAUUUAUACAACAAACAUUAUUAAACAGUAGCACCAGGAAAAAAUUAUAGUUCUGAUUUGAAAACCUUAUACCAAUACUUGGGCAAAGACAAAUCAGGGAGAGUGCUACACAAGUUAUUUGAAGGCUUUUUUACAGUGAAUUAAGCAUGUUAAUUAUAACUGAAGGAUUGGUUGGAUGAAGAAGUUAUUAGAGAGUUAGAAAAUAGAAAAAUUUCUGAAAUGAAAGAUGACGAUGCAGAUUACUAUAGAUAGAUUCGCAUCAAGGAAAUGACUCAAUCGAAAGGUUAGGAAUGUCCAAGAUGUCAUAAUAAUUAUUUAUACAUAAUUGAAACUAAAUAAAUAAGAAGAGCAGAUGAACCAGCUACAAUCUUCUACGAAUGUUUUGCAUGUUAACAUAGAUACAAAGUUUGAGUAUUUCAAUUAAAAUUAUAAUUUUGUUUC
Paramecium tetraurelia is the source of this 984-nucleotide messenger RNA. RefSeq lists its product as uncharacterized. The transcript is spliced from 7 exons. Gene Ontology annotation, biological process: DNA-templated transcription. The record is from RefSeq and is a predicted model, not a curated record. Gene Ontology annotation, molecular function: nucleic acid binding; zinc ion binding. Lineage: Eukaryota; Ciliophora; Oligohymenophorea; Peniculida; Parameciidae.